AUGACAUCUUUCAGUGAGUUAGGUAUUGGUUUAGGGCUAGUCUUCGGUUGCCUUCUUUUAGCAAUUGUUGCCGAGCUUUACUACUUGCUAUGGUGGAAGAAGAGAAUCAGCAACAGAGAAGUCGAAGAAGAUGAUGGUUAUAGCAGCAACUAUGCUACGGGAUUCUUUCAUCUUAUUUGCUGGAAAAAACCCUCCUUUUUCAGAAGUAACAUUACUCAAGAUGGUGUGAGAGAUCCAGAAGCCCCUUGCCAAGAACCAGACCAAGAAUUAGGCUCGAGCAAAGAUUUGCAUAUAAAAGCAUUUGGUGAAGAAAGUGUGGAAUCUGAGAUCAUGAGGCUGCACAACCUUUGUGGUCCACCUAGAUUUCUCUUCACUAUAAAAGAGGAGACAAAGGAGGACUUGGAGUCUGAUGAUGGGAGGUCCAGAGGCGAUAGGAGCAGAAAGGGGUCGAGGACAAAAAGCUUGAGUGAUCUUAUGGUCACUAUUGACACCCCAUUCCUUUCUCCUUUGGCUUCUCCACGUUUAAAAUCCCCUCCUUUCAAUGUUUUUGAUUCUUAUCAUCACCAUGGAUUCAAUCCACUCUUUGAAUCAUCAGUGGAAGCAGAGCUUAGCCGGCUGAGAUCUUCCCCACCUCCAAGAUUCAAGUUCUUGAGGGAUGCAGAGGCGAAACUGUUUAGAAGGUUAAUGGAAGAAGCCGAGAACAGGGCAUCUAAAAAUUGUGUUUCUGUUCAAGAUUCAUCGGAGAUUAAAGUAUCUAAUUCAACGAUGAUAACAGAAGAGACAGGAGGGUCUUUUUUAGGCUUUAUUGUUGGCCAGAACAAAGAAAGUGAAAUUCUACAUCGUCUACCACAAUAUCAUUCAAGUUCUUCUCAGGUACUCCCAUUGGCUUCUUCCCCUACAACAUUCAGACCCCUCGACAAGAAGCCCGCUGUGCAUUAA
This is a messenger RNA of Populus euphratica (Euphrates poplar), 939 nucleotides long. RefSeq lists its product as uncharacterized. Bases 1 to 939 code for a protein of 312 amino acids. The transcript has a single exon. The record is from RefSeq and is a predicted model, not a curated record. NCBI's taxonomy places the organism in Eukaryota, Viridiplantae, Streptophyta, Magnoliopsida, Malpighiales, Salicaceae.